Molecule: messenger RNA, 5822 nt
Organism: Ooceraea biroi (clonal raider ant)
Lineage: Eukaryota; Metazoa; Arthropoda; Insecta; Hymenoptera; Formicidae
Product: proteasome adapter and scaffold protein ECM29
Biological process (GO): proteasome assembly; ERAD pathway
Cellular component (GO): nucleus; cytoplasm
Molecular function (GO): molecular adaptor activity
Source: RefSeq, a predicted model, not a curated record
AUGGCAGCGGCUACGGAUGAGCUGAUUUUGCUUGAGCGAGUGUUUCUUCGCUUGGGUUCUGCAGAGACAGAUGAGCAGUUACAGGCAGCGGUAUGUAAAUUCUUGCCUCCUGUGUUGCUCAAGUUAUCUAGCAGCCAGGAAGGUGUCAGGAAGAAGGUGAUGGAGCUGCUGGUUCAUAUAAAUAAGAGAAUAAAAAGUAGGCCACAAGUACAGCUGCCUGUCGAGGCGUUGCUCCUGCAAUAUCAGGAUCCAUCUGCCAGUUCAUUUGUGAUUAAUUUUACAAUAAUAUACAUAAAGCUAGGGUACCCUCGAAUGGAAAUGAGCAAACAAGCGGAAUUAGUUCCGAGUGUAUUAAACGCCAUCGAAGGGAAACCGUUGUCUCAUCAAGACAGCCUGCUGCUGAUCAUAAUGCCAGCAUUGGGACAUAUCAAUAUACCAGCGGAUCCCGAGAAACGAGCGUCUCUCUUAGGACUGCAUGACAAACCUUACGUGGCGAAGCAGCUCCUAAAUUUUAUGCUCGACGUGUUGCUGUUGCCAUACGGAUCCAUAGGGCAAACGGAGAAUCAGCAAUCGGGUCAGUCUAUCGACUGGUCCCAGUUCACCGUGCCGCCGGGUUUAAGCGAAUACGCGUUCAAGAGAGUAAUAGGCGACAAUCCGCCAACGGCAGAGCAACUCGAGCAGACUAAACUGGGCAUUGUCAGGUUCCUUGCCGGCGGAUUUUUCCCCGAGCCGGAUAUUCUGGUACACCUGAUCGUGGCAGUUGCGGACACUAGAUUCAGCAUUACUACUCUGGCCGAUGUGGAAUUGAAGAAGAUAGUUGGCACGCUUGAUUGGUCAUCGAUGCAACUGGCAGCUCCGCUUUACACGUUAUUCCUGGGCACCGAUGCGUCCGGCAUGCAGAAGGAGGAGAAAUCCGAGGUGAAGCGGCUUCCGGCGAGCACUCGCAUCCGUCUCAAGCUCUUGCAUUACCUUUGUCGCGUGACUAAAGCCGGUUUUAUCAUAACGCCUUGCAUACAGGUUGUGUUUAAUUCACUUUACGGAAAAAAUACGAACGCAAAGUUGAAGUCAUUAGCGCUGCAGUUCACAUCCAAUAUUGUCCAACACUGCAAUCUUGUACCGUUGUCUCGAGUUGCCGCAGUAAUCUUGGACGGUAUGGUAAAACUGAUCUCCGAGGGCGAAGAUGCGCUUAAACCGAUGGCGUAUACCGUUAUUGGGCAACUAGGUCAAAGAAUACCGUCUCUGAUAAACAAGGAUUUGACUUUACUGCACAACUUGUUCGAUACGCUUGUGUCUACGGAUGGCGAGUUACGGCGGACCGUGAGGGACGCAUUGAUUUGUAUAACAUCCGCGUUCGUGCUAAACAGAGAGGACGAAAACAACAUAGCUCUAAUGAAUGCUCUCCUGUCGGUGCACAUUGAAUCGCCGGAAUCCAGCGUGAGAUUCGUGGCAAUGCACUAUGCCGCGACCGUGUUUCCGCCUGAUGACGCUCCAUCUCGGUAUCUCUUGUUAUUAGCGUGUGGUGACAAUAAACACGAGAUAAGUACGGAGGCUACGAAAGCGCUGUACGGCGUUGCGCACAAAAACGAGGAUGACCAACAGAUCGACAACAAGGUAUUGCUGCCCGAAUUUGCGAAGCUAGUAAGCUACGUUUAUUCGAAAAUGCAAUCGAGGAUACCCGCCGCGGCCAGCGGUCGUAAUACAGACAAAGACGUACUCCCGUACAGCGUUAAGACGUUUUCCGAGAUCAUUACCUACUUUCGCGUUUGCCUCGCCAGAAGCGCUAAUAUUCCCGCGCGUAAUGAACCACUGCAACAUCCGUCUGAAUAUACUCCCUUGAUUGGACGUUACUUGGAGAAUACUUACAAGAGCCAACCGGAGAUAUUAAAUAGCUACCUCAAUAUAAUUUUGCUCCUGUGUCAUUCCUCUGCAGAUCAAAUUUCCUUGAACGCGUUGCUGGAAGUACUCGGAUCCGUUCCGCACUACGUAACGAAAGAAUAUGAAAAGGAGUUGCCGUGGCUCCGCACCUUGCUCACUUCCACCAAGCUGGAUGUACGGCAGUUAGCCGCGAAGGCGUACGCCGCUAUCACUGGCUACUUCCCGAGGAGCGAGUUCGAGAAACACGUUUCUAGCGUCACGGACAUUAUGGGCAGGAAGAAUUUAGAAGCGCAACACGGCGCACUGGUGGCACUGACGUGCAUGAUGGAGAGGAACUUGACGCAACAACGGAACGGAAAUAAGGAGGAUUUGUACGAUUGGACGACUUAUCACGAUAUCGUGAAAACCAUAUGUACGUAUCUUCACGACAGUGCGACACUACUAAUGGACGCUGCCAUCCAAGCUAUCGGUCUCUUAGGAAAGACGUGCUCUCUGCCUGUACCUUCAGAAGGCGACAAUAAAUUCAACAAGAAAGCGAUAGUCGAAACACUCUUUUCUAUAUUGUCCAAUGUCAAGUUGAGCGUGAAGAUGAAGGAGAACGCUGCGCUCUCGUUGGGAUACUUGUGCGUCGGCGAGUCUUUCCCGCAUACCGCGGAUAUCGCGAAUAAAAUUCUAACAACGGUUAAAGAGACGAAGGACAUCGAGAUUCACUUAAUUUUGGGAGAAGCUUUGGUUUGUUGCGUUCAAGGGCAGGCCUCCCCGGAAGCGAGGGAUGCUUGGACGACUUUACCCGCUGAACACGUCGUUUCGUACACCAAGGAGAGCGAUGAAUUAUUAGUACACGUGUUGGGCGAACUAUUCAAAGUGUAUCAAGUGCCUCAUCCAAACUUGCGACAGGCAGUGUGCGUGUGGCUGUUCGCGCUUCUGAAGCACAACGUUCAACGAGAAUGCGUCAAGGCAAGGUUGGCCACGAUUCACCAUGCGUUCAUAGAUUUUCUUUCGGAUGAUAGCGAUAUGGUUCAAGACGUCGCCUCAAAGGGCCUUAGUGUGGUGCACAUUAACAGCAGGCAGGAAGAGCGUGAUGCUUUAGUGUCCAAUAUAUUGGAUCAGUUCACGCAGGGCCGCAGAACGGUGCAGCAAGUCACUGCUGACACCAAAUUGUUCGAGGAGGGACAACUGGGGAAGAGUCCAUCUGGAGGCAAUCUGUCGACGUACCGAGAGAUCUGCUCCCUCGCGACGGAACUGCAGAAGCCUGAGCUUGUGUAUUACUUCAUGCAUCUGGCAAAUAACAACGCGAUCUGGACGUCGAAGAAGGGUGCGGCGUUCGGUUUCGCCGCGAUCGCCGGGAUCGCGCGGGACGAGCUGAACAAGUAUCUGCCGAAUAUUAUACCGCGGUUGUACAGAUAUCAGUUCGACCCGACGCCGAGAAUCCAGCAGAGCAUGGCCAGCAUUUGGCGUGCCGUCGUUCCUUCCACGACGAAAGCCAUCGAACAGUAUCAUAAAGAAAUAUUGACUGAUGUAACUGAUAACCUAACGAAUAACGAAUGGAGGGUGCGUAUCGGUUGUUGUAAUGCUCUCGCAGAUCUUUUAAGGACAAACGUACAAUUCAAUUUCGCCGAAUGCGGCCCGGAACUGUGGAAGAAACUGUUCCGCGUGAUGGACGACAUUCACGAGGGCACGCGGCUAGCCGCGACCAACACCGCUAAGAUACUCAGCAAGGUUUGCAUACGUCACUGCGACUCGUCGCACGGCAACGCGGGAAGAGAAGUUAUCCAAGCGAUACUGCCGGUGCUGCUAGACAUCGGCAUCACCAACACCGUGGACACGGUGAGAGCUAUAUCGUUGCAGACGGUGUCGCAGCUCGUGUCCACGGCGGGUGUACUGUUGAAACCGUCGCUUGUUAACUUGAUACCGUCGUUACUCGAGACGAUAGGCGAAUCGGAGAAUCCCAAACUCUCAUACUUGAGUAACGUAUGCGGGGCGACUACCGAGACGCAGGAAGCUAUCGAUAAUAUUAGAGCUAACGUUGCCAAAGGUCAUUACGCUUCGGAUACGAUAACAAAGUGUAUCCAAUAUAUCGAUGCGGACGUAUUGAAAGCUUUAAUGCCGAAAGUGAUAGACUUGAUCAAAUGCAGCAUAGGAUUUGGCACGAAAAUUGCAUGCUCGCAUUUCGUAAUCCUUCUUAGCACGCAUCUGAAAGCAGAACUGCAGCCAUAUAGCGCUAAGAUUCUGUCUGCCUUACUUAAUGGUUUGUUGGAUCGCAAUGCCGCUGUGAGAAAGAAUAACGCGGUCACCAUUGGGCACAUAGUUGGCUCUGCUAAAGAUUCUAGUCUAGAGAAAUUAUUUAAUACUCUGAACACGUGGUAUCUGGAACGCGAAGAUGACGCAAUAAGAUUAGCAAUUGGGCAAGUUUUACAAUCUAUAAACAAUUAUAAUCAAGAAAAGUGGAAGAAUUAUAAGAAGAUAGUCAUUCCUCUAGCCUUCUUUGCAAUGCACGUGGAAAAGGUACCAGGGAAUGAAGCCACCGUCGAAUUAUGGACCGAUUUCUGGAACGAAAUAACGCCCGGCACCGAGGCGGGAAUUGUGCAAAAUCUGCAAGCGAUCACUGAUAUUUUGCACACUGCUCUCGAGUCCUCAUCAUGGACUACGAAAGUGCAAGCCGCGAACGCGGUUCAUACCAUUGCUUUAAAAUCGGGUGAUAGUAUCGAUAGGGAAGCCAGGAACACGCUAUUAAAAAUACUGACGGAUGGCUUGCGCGGCAGGACGUGGGAUGGAAAAGAACGUCUGUUGAACGCGCUCGCUAUGCUAGCCUGCAAUAGCAAGGAAGCUCUAAACGCGGACACUGCGCUGUUAGAUACGAUUGUGACAACGCUGUACAGAGAAAGUAAGAAAGAGAACGCGGAAUAUCGUCGAAACGCGUUGCAGGCGUUCGCCAUGGUCUUGCAUGAACUUGACAUUGAUAAAUUCACGGAAAUCUAUGCAAUUGUACAGGAAGUGUUGAUUAAAGUGUCGGACAAAAAUAAUGACGACGAGGAGAAUACCGUAGAAGAAAAUAGGAAGAGGAAAGAAAACAACGUGAGAUUGCAAGAAACGGUUUACGAAGUGCUGGGAAAAGCGUGGCCCUCCACCAAAGACACUCAAGACAAAUAUUGCAUAGAGUUCGUGACUCAUUGUCAAAAGGUGCUACCAAACAGUACGAGAUCCGUGCAGGUUGCCAUUCUGACGGCAUUGAAUCUCUUCGUGGAUAGACUCGUCUUGCUACAACUGAGCAAAGCGGAAACAUCUCCGAAGGACAAGAAAUUGUUAGGCGAAAUAUGUGAUAGCCUCAAUAAGAUAUUAUCGUAUUGUAUAAAUAUCUCAAAGUUCACGAGAAUUAGGAAAGAAGCACUGAACAUCGUUCUCUCGUUAACGAGAAAGAUGCGCGAGACGAACAAUGACGAGCAGCUCGAUAAGAUAACGCGCUUGCUGAAGGAACUCCUGCCCGACUUGGCGAAGGAUAAUCAACCGGAAAUACGCACCAGAGUUGUCGACAUUAAAGAGAUGCUUAAAAUUUAACCAUCCGUGUCAAGUAGCCACGUGAUAUCGAUUCUACCGAUAUCUUUUGCACGUGCCAGAAUAAUAAUUGUGUACUAUUCUUAGUACUGCCGAUCUCGAUCAGCGAUCAUAAUGAAAACUAUCGUAGCUACGAUUACAUGUUUAUUUAAUAAUAUGUUAAUGUAGAUGUGCCUAAUAUAGUCCUCCAUUGCUUAAUACGAUGUACUUAUGAGGUACUUUGUUCAAAAAAAUUCUUCAGUAUGCUCUGUAUGGUAUCUCAGCAAUGGAUGGAGAUGGUGAAAGAAAUUUUCUAAUUUGUUUCUCCAUAAGUGUCAUUUGUUAUAAUCACGUUAUGAUUGUAUUAAGAAAGGAUUACGGAAGGAAUUCACAAUAAUAAUAAUAAUGAUUGUAUC